AUGGGGGGUGAAAAAGAUUUACGUGAUACCUUGGUAGACGAGAGGUUCAUCAUCAUCAGCCAAAGCCUGUUUUCUCCCACUGCUGGGUAUAGGCCUCCUGAAGUUUGUGCCAUCCACCACCACGGCCCUGUGCUAGCCGUAUCCUUGACGCUUGACGCUCCGCGACCGCUAAAAAGUCUACACAGAGAAACUUUCGACCUAGUGUCAUAUGACAUCCUCUGGACAAAACUGAAGGAUGCAGGCAUAUCACCUGAAGUAGUUGGUGUCUUUUCGCAUUGGUAUAGUAAUCAAAAGAAUGUGGUAAAGUGGGGAAAUGCACAAUCUGAUGAAUGUGUUCUGAAUAGUGGUGUAACGCAGGGAGGAUUAACUUCGCCGAGACUGUUUAAUCUUUAUGUCAAUAACCUCAUUGAAGAGCUGAGCAGCAUGAAUGUUGGAUGUCGCAUAGAUAAUGUAAGUAUUAACAACAUUAGCUAUGCGGAUGACAUGGUGCUGCUCAGCCCUUCGAUUGGAGGUUUAAGAAAACUUUUGAGCCAUUGUGAGGCUUAUGCUGUGCGGCACGGCUUAAGGUACAACGAGAAGAAGAGUGAGUUUUUGUUAUUCAAAGGCAAGAUUAAAGAGCCGGCCUAUGUACCUCCAAUCUUGUUGAAUGGAAUACCAUUGAGGCGUGUUGCACAGUUUAAGUAUCUAGGCCAUAUUGUGGCGGAGAGUAGAAAAGAUGAUGAGGAUAUGGAGAGGGAGCGCAGGGCACUGUCGGUUCGAGUUGCCAUGCAACAAGAUAUUCUGCAAGGGAAUCGCUGUGGUUGCGAAACGGGCUGGCGGCGCGGCGAAGGUGAAGGCAGGCUGCCAGUCGCUUGCAAGAGAGAGAGGCGGACGCACGACGCUUGCGCCAACUCCUACCACACACUCGACUCGAUAGCAACUCGCCGCGCGCGCACCUCACGCGCUAAGUGCAUUGGCUCCCGCCUGCAAUUACAAAUUAUAAAAAAAACAAGUGAUCAUGUGACAAGUGACAAAUAA
Molecule: messenger RNA, 1017 nt
Organism: Hyposmocoma kahamanoa
Lineage: Eukaryota; Metazoa; Arthropoda; Insecta; Lepidoptera; Cosmopterigidae
Exons: 4
Coding region: 1-1017 (338 amino acids)
Source: RefSeq, a predicted model, not a curated record